AUGUAUGCGCUCGCGUCCGUUGCGGCAGCUACCUUGCUGUUGUCCUCCGCCUCCGCCUCUGCCGUGCCGAACGGUCCUCUGAGCCCAAGGGAAACUGAUUCCGCUCUUGCGCCAUGGGUGACGGUCGGCGACGAUGGCAAGCCGAGCACCGUCACCCCGGUCCUGAGCACCGUUGACGGCACCACCACCAUCGUAUCCGGCGCUCCGCACGACCUCACAGCCACCGUCUUCACCACCACGAGCUACGGCAAGGUCGAGACGAGCACCGGCACCGCCCCCCUCGCCACCGCGACUGGUGGAGAGGCGGGCUCGUUCCCCAUCUGCCACAACCUGGAUGGCGACGAUGCUCCGUGGUGCCAGCCGACUGACGCCCAACAGCUCUUCGUAGGCACUACCUACUACUUCCUCUGGGAUGCCGACUACUUUACCGAACCGAAUACCACCGUCCAAGUCGUCGGCAACUUUGUCAACAUGACCACGGGCGAGACUAUCGAGCAGGCUUUCACAUCCCCCAACACCGCCGCGUCCUGGGGCUUCUGGAGCCUGAAAAUCGACUCUUCGCUGUUGAGGCACCAAUCCGCCUAUAAUAUCACAAUGACGCUCGCGAGUCUGCCGUCAGCCGGCAAUAAGGCCACUAUAAAGCAGGGCCCCAAGGUCGAGGUCACCACCCGCCCUGGCCCAACGCCAAACUCGGGGUCCAAGGCGAACGCCGCUGCAUUGUACAUCGCCCUACCGACAGUCCUGGGCUUCAUCCUGCUGUGUCUCUUCGGGACCUACCUCUGGAACCGCAAAACCCGCAAGAUUGAGCUUGGAAGCAUCAUGGGCCGCGGACGACGCGGUUACGGCGUGGGAAAGAGCUCGCGGUCUCGGAUGGGUCUGGGCAAGAAGAACAAGGCAAGCGAACGUGUUGAGUUGAUGGAGCGCGAGGUCGAGGCCGACGGCGGCGAGCUGUAUCGUGAUGCCCCUGCGCGUCCCAGACGCGAUAGCGAUGCGCUGGGUAGCUUGGCUGGGACGCCGACCGAUGACAGGCGUAUGGACUUCCAGCGUCCAUCCACGAGGGAGGGCGGGGACGGAAACCUCUUCCGAGACGAGAUGAGGAGGCAGAACGGCGAGAGGCUCUAG
Anthostomella pinea is the source of this 1122-nucleotide messenger RNA. The record is from the annotation of a GenBank genome assembly. Lineage: Eukaryota; Fungi; Ascomycota; Sordariomycetes; Xylariales; Xylariaceae.